This is a messenger RNA of Terrapene triunguis (Three-toed box turtle), 906 nucleotides long. RefSeq names its product olfactory receptor 10A4-like. Gene Ontology annotation, molecular function: olfactory receptor activity; G protein-coupled receptor activity. The record is from RefSeq and is a predicted model, not a curated record. Gene Ontology annotation, cellular component: membrane. NCBI's taxonomy places the organism in Eukaryota, Metazoa, Chordata, Testudines, Emydidae. Gene Ontology annotation, biological process: G protein-coupled receptor signaling pathway.
AUGGCUAAUGGGAACCACUCAGUUGUGACACAGUUCCUCUUCAUGUCUUUCUCUGAAUUCUUGGAGGUUCAGGUCUCCCUUUUCUUCUCACUGCUGGUGUUGUACCUCGUCACCUUGGUGGGCAAUGUCAUUAUCACAAUCACGGUAGUGGACCCUGCCCUUUGCUCCCCCAUGUAUUUCUUCCUCCAGAAUUUGUCCUUUCUGGAAAUUGGCUACACCUCGUCCAUCAUCCUCAAGAUGCUGGUGAACUUCCUUUCCAAGGACACAAGUAUUUCCUGCCUGGGCUGUGCCAUGCAGAUGUAUUUCUUCUCCUUCUUAGGGAUCACGGAGUGAUGCCUGCUGGCUGCCAUGGCGUAUGCUUAUGUGGCCAUAUGUCGCCCUCUGCGCUACACGGCCAUGAUGAGCAGAGGUGUGUGUCUCCAGUUCUCAUCUGUGUGUUGGCUCAUUGGGGUGCUGGUGGCAUUAGGGCAGACAACUUUCAUAUUCACUCUGCCCUACUGUGGACCUAAUAGUAUCAACCACUUCUUCUGUGACCUGCCCCCACUGCUGAAUCUGGCCUGCACAGACACCUACAGUAAUGAAGAAGCUGUCACCUUUAUCAUGGUCCCCUUCCUGUUCAUCCUGGUGUCCUACGUCCGUAUCCUCCAUGCGAUUCUCAGUAUUCCAUCAGCCACGGGCAGGAGCAAAGUCUUCUCCACCUGCUCCCCCCACCUUAUCGUGGUCACUUUGUUCUAUGGAACUGCCAUCGUGACAUAUCUGAGGCCCAAAUCUAGCUACUCACUCGACAAGGACAAACUGCUUUCCUUGUUCUAUAUGGUGGUGUGCCCAAUGUUGAACCCUUUGAUUUACAGCUUGAGGAAUAAGGAGGUAAAGGAAGCCCUGGGAAGGGUGAUGGACAGAAAAAUA